This is a messenger RNA of Ochotona princeps (American pika), 3258 nucleotides long. RefSeq names its product trichohyalin-like. The transcript is spliced from 8 exons. NCBI's taxonomy places the organism in Eukaryota, Metazoa, Chordata, Mammalia, Lagomorpha, Ochotonidae. The record is from RefSeq and is a predicted model, not a curated record. The coding region runs from base 1 to 3258 and encodes 1085 amino acids.
AUGAACCACAACAAUAUCCGCAUCGUCACCCGCACCGCAUCGUCACCCGCAGCACCCACAGCAACCGCAGCAUUCUUUCUCACGUAUCGGGAAAGCUUCUGCUCAUACGCUGCUGCAAAUGUACAGCAAACGGGGGGGCUAAAACUGACAAGCAGCUACUGUCUCUCUGAUGGUGUAGCAGGCACAACAAGUAAUAACAAAAGGAACUAUGGCCUACCACCAGGAGCAGCAACAACAGGCGGCGCAGCAGCUCAGCAUCAGGACCCGCAGCAGAUGUUGCGCCGGCUAGACUGGGAGGAUGAAAAUACUAUUGACGGCACUUUCCCACAAGCAAGGAGGCGAGGAAGAGAAGAGUCGGAGUUUGAAGCCGAGCAGCACCUAGCGCAUGCAGAGAGUCUGGCGGAGAAGGAGGAGUUGCUGGAGAGGACGGAUGCUUCGAUACGUCUGCAACAACAGCAGCGGCAGAAGCAGCAACAGCAAGAACAGCAACUGCGGGAAUUAGCAGAGAAACACGAGAGAGAAUUGCGAGAAGUGCAGCAACUGCAUGAGGAGGAAAUGAAACUGCGAUGUCAGCAGCACGAACAGCAGCGGAAGGAAGGUGAACGUCACAGACUCGAAGAGCACAAAAGACAUAGCGAACAGCAGGUAGCGGCAGCAAAUCGUCAGUUGAAUUUGCUGCGGGAGCAAUUGCAGCACAGAGACGAGCGUCUUGUCGAGCAGGGGUUGCAGCUAGCGAAGCUUAACACUGCUAAUCAGGAGCUACGAAAUCAACAGCAGCAGCAGCAGCCGGAGCAGCAGCAGGAGGAGGAGGAGCAGCAGCAGGAGGAGGAGCUUUUAGGCUUCCACAGAGACCAUCACCAAGAGGAGCGGCGGCAGGAGCGAGAGCCUGGAGUAGAUACACAGCAGAAGCCACAACGUGGGAAGGAGAAAGAGCAGGAAGUGCAGGUAGUAGCAAAUGGAAGGAAUAUGCAUUUAAAACAACAAGAGCAGCAGAAACAGCAGCAAGAGAAGAAGCAGCAGGAAAGAGAAGGGCGGAAAGGAGUUUUACUGCAGCAGCAGCAGCAAGGGGAGGAGCAGCUUGGAAAAGAGCAGCAAAAGGAUCUCGAGAAGCUACGUGGGGAAAUAGAAAAGUUGCAGAAAAGUCAGCAAGAAGCAAGGGAGGAAUUAGAGCGAAAAGUAAAAGAAAAUGCGCUGCUGCAUGAACACGUGCUGCAACAGAAAGAGGAAGAGUUAAUGAAGCAGCAGGAGCAACAGCAAGAGGAGCAGAAAGGACAGCAACAGCAGUCAGAACAAGAACAGCAGCAUCAAAACGCUGAAGAGAAGGAGAGAAAAGAAAGGGUUGUGACGCUGCAUGCAUUAGAAGAAGAGGUGCAGCAGCUGCGACAAGAAAUGAAGAAGAUGCAGCAACAGCAUGAAGACGAUUUGAAUGAACAAUUAGAACAGCAGAAAAGAGAGAAGGAAGCAGCUGAGAAGUGUCUCCGUGAGCGUCUUGCAAACGAAUUCAAAGAGAAGGAGCAUGCAUGGCAGCAGCAAUUGGAGGCAGCCGUGAAAGAGUCGCGUGAACUGAAAGAGAGAGUAUCAAAGCAAGAGGAAGAGGCAGAGAAAUUGCAACAUAAGAAGCAGGAAGAUCGUAUGGAAAUCGAGAAACUAGAGCGAGAAGCACACCGUCUCCAUAUGCGGUGUGAUGCAGAAUGUAGUAAGAGAGCUAUUGAAAGUGCUGCUGCGACAGCCGCAUUAGCAGCAGAACUACAAAAACACCAAAGAGAGAAAGAGCAACUCAACGAAGUUUUCGAACAGGAGCGCGAGAAACUACAGAAAGAAUUCCAGCAAGAACAAAAGGAGCGUGAAAGAUGCUCCAGUGAGGCUGCACGGGCACGUAGUGAAUGUACCCAGUUGCAGCAGCAGCAUAGUGAGCUGCAGCAGCAGUACAAUCAACUGCAAGAGAUACACAAAGAAAUGCAGCAGCAGCAUGGGGAGUUGCAGCAGCAGUAUAGUCAGCAGGAGCAGCAGUGUAAUCGACUGCAAAAGGAAGAGGAAAACCUGCAGCAGCAGCAUAGUCAACUGCAGCAGCAGCAUAGUCAACUGCAGCAGCAGCAUAGUCAACUGCAAGAGAAAUUUCAGGAGCUCCAGCAGCAGCAUAGGGAGGAACUGCAGCAGCAGCGUAGUGAAGUGCAGCAGCAAUGUACCCAGUUGCAGCAGGAGUAUGAGCAAUUUCGAGAGAAAGAGCAAGAUCUGCAGCAGCAGUAUAGUCAGCUGCAGCAGGAGCAUACUGUUGUGCAAGAGAAAGACAGGAAGCUUCAGCAGCAGUACGAAAAAGUGAAACAGCAGCAUGAUGAGCUGCAGCAGGAGUAUAAUAGCCUCAAGGAGAAUACGAAUAGACUAUCUUUGGACAAUUGCAGGCUGCAGGAGGAGCAGGAAAGUUUGCAGCAAGGUAAACAUUUGGUCGAAAAACGUAAAGAUGAACUCGAAAAGCAAUUAGAGGAGCUUCAACGUGAAAAUUCGAAACUUCAGUUGCGAUGGGCGAAAGAGCAACCGGUCCUUAUAGAUCUCCAGUUGAUAGUCAACUGUCAGGCGCAGCAGCUGCAUGAAAUGCAGAUGCAACUGAAAGAGACACAGGACCUGGAAAAAAAACAGGAUCUUCUUUUGAAAGAGGAAGAGAAACGUCGUAAAGUCGCUGAGGAUAUCAUACAGCAGCAACAAACAGAGUUGAAACAGCAGGCCCUCCUCCUAAGAGCAGCACACCUGAAAGCUGAGGAGCUGCAGCAACAGCUGACUCAGCGUCACCAUCGUACCAAACAGCUGAUCUCACAAGGAGACGACGACCGCGACAACGACGACGGCGACCAACAGCAGCAGCAGCAGAAAACACAACACGAUACAGUAGCUGGACAUGCAGGCAGCAAAGGCCGUAAAGGAGGAGGAGAAGGAGAAGAAGAAGGAGAAAAGCUGCUGCAUGCUGACGCAGAUCGCACAUUGAGGAGUCAGCAAGAAGGCUCAUCGAAGCACUCGCAAGACAGACAACCACCAACACCACUGCCGCAACAGCAGCAGCAGCAACAGCAGCAGCAACACUACGGUGGAGGACGAGCGUCCCUCGCAGCAGAGGGUAUUAGAGAAGAUGUGGAUAUAUCUUCGAGUACAUCUCUUCUUAUGGAGAACGAGAAGAAUAUAAAAGAAAAGGGGAAGCGAAAAGGACACGUACACUACUACUACUACUAUUACUACUACACCCGCGAGUGCUACUACUACUACUAUUAG